GGCUAGGGCCGAGGCGCAAGCGCAGGACAGUUUACAGUUGGAGCUUGGAAGAAAAUGGCGUCGGCUAAGUUUCUUGAAGAGGCUCUCAGUACGGACGUCGACGAAUCGGCGGUAAACGCGAUAGUGGGCUCACUGGAGACUCAACUUGUCACGUCGAGUCCUGUGACGGGAAUAAAUACAAGCGGUACGAUUGUAAAUAGUCAUCAGAAUAAUCAAUUGACAGGCAACGGUAUAUCGAACGGGGGCACCAUCACUGCUGUACAACAGCAGCAGCAGCAGCAGCAGCAACUUAAACAUGGUGUUGCGAACGGUGGCGGUGCCACUUCUGUAAAUUCACUAAUGAAUCAAGAUAUAAAUAAGUCAAUAAUAACAACGAGUUCACUUGCGCCGGUGAACGUCACGUCGAAUGCUAUAACUACGAAUCAGCAGCAGCAGCAGCAGCAACAACAACAACAACAGCAGCAACAACAGCAGCAACAACAGCAGCAACAACAGCAGCAACAAAAACAACAACAACAGCAACAACAACAACAACAUAAUAGUUUGGUAUCAACGACAUCGUACGGGAAUCAGAGCGCUAAUCAAACAACGACAAAUCAAUCGAUAGGAACAUUGGCCAAAAGCCAUGAGUCAGUGAAAAUAAUAUAUCCCUCCAGCGGGCAAGUUAUCACUGCUGGCGUGGUAAACAACAAAAUAUCAUUUCCCGCCCAAACCGUAGGACAAUUGCCUAACGGCACCCUAGGAGUUGUUACCACCCAGGCAGUGCUCCAACAAACCGCUUCCAACGUCACUAAUGUUGGAUCCGGUACCCAAACCUCUUGCCAAACAAUUGGGACUAGUAAACAAUCUGGAACAGCGCUUGUUAUUAAAACUAGUGUUGCACAAGGCGGCAUGGUUUCUGUACCUAUGUCUGUCGCCGGAUCUCUUGGUACCAGUGUUACCAACACCACGCUGCACUCAAACCUCCAGGGUAAAGGCGGUAUGGCUUCUACUAUUGUGCCGAGCAAUGUUCAAAUUUUGAACGUUAAUGCCAUGCGACCUGGCACUCCUGUGGGAAAUCAACAAGGUGGCAAACAAGUCGCUCCUAGAGUCGUUAUUGGACCUCAUAUCGUCGGAACUAGACCUGGUGGGCCAGGGCAGAUAACUCUCCAGGCUCUACACGGACUUCAACCUGGUGCACAAGGACACUUGAUAGUUAAAACAGAAAAUGGACAAUAUCAAUUACUAAGAGUCGGUCCUGCACCAACUGCUGGGAACCAAGGUGGAGGAAAUGUAACACCCAACAGUAUCAGCGGUAACACAGUUGUAGGACAAAAUGCUGGCACGACAACAACCUAUCGUCUAGCCUCUGUGCCGGCUGUAAGUAGGCUGAACACACAGUUCACUGGUCCACCACUCGCCACCCUAAGAAAACCUGUUCAGACGGUUGCAGCAAGUGUAUCGACUCCGACAGUGGUGGUAACGCCUUCAACAGUAACAGCAACUCCAACAGCGACUCCAACAACGACUGUAACACCUCCAACAGUUGCUGUCCAAGCUGCACACACGCCUGCUCAGCGUCAAACUACAGAUAAUACCAAAGAAAAGUGUCGUAGAUUCUUAGCAAACUUAUUAGAGUUGUCUAGUCGGGAACCCAGAGCAGUGGAACGAAAUGUUCGGACGUUGAUACAAGAACUAAUUGACACAAAAGUAGAACCUGAAGAGUUUUGCGAUAGACUGGAAAAGUUAUUAAACGCUUCACCGCAGCCAUGCCUGAUUGGUUUUUUGAAAAAGAGUUUACCACUUUUGCGCCAAUCCCUGGUCACAAAGGAAUUGGUCAUCGAGGGCAUCAAACCUCCGCCUGCGAAUGUCGUCUUUUCUAUCGCCUCUGUCACCCCGACGAUUCAGCAGUCGAAUCAGUUGAGGCCAACUGUGGCUGUAGCGGCGAGUCAAAUUUCUACAAGCACGGUACCUGCCGUUACUCCUGUCCGAGUAAUGGCACCACCAGUCGCAGCUGCGCCAACCGUUGUACGUCCACCUCAGCCCGUUCAACAAAGAAUGAUUCGACCUGUUACGACGAUAGUACGCACUCCAGCGACUUAUGGCAUAAAAUCAACAGUCGCGAUCGCCGGUGUGCGACCACCGACGCCUCAUGUACAGCAUAAAGCAGCAGUGGCUGCAGUAGUCGCAGCAAGCACUGCUGUAGCAACCUCAACACCAUCGCAAGUUCCAGUUCAAGUAUCAUUACCGUCACCUGCACCACCAGCACCGGCGCCACCUCCGCCACCUCCAAAUAUCGUAACACCGGUCACCGCCGUCACUACGACAACUGCCCCCGUCGUUGUUACCAAAGUCGUCACGACGAUGCAGAGUAAAACCGUUAAUACCGCCACUACUAUUAACAAAACCAUCGUGCCUUCUCUUGUACCAAAACCAACUGCUAAAGAGAAAGAGAAAAAAACUUUUUCAUCGGCAGGAUAUACGGGCGACGACGACAUAAACGAUGUAGCUGCUAUGGGUGGGGUCAAUCUUGCUGAAGAAUCUCAAAGAAUUCUUGGCUCGACGGAGUUCGUUGGUACCCAGAUCAGGUCUUGCAAAGAUGAAGUCUUCUUACAUUUGUCUCCGCUGCAGCAGAGGAUUAAGCAAAUAGUAUCUAGUUAUGGAUUGGAAGAACCCAAUCAGGAGGUUGCUGCACUAAUAUCGCACGCCGCUCAGGAAAGGUUGAAAAAUUUAGUAGAAAAACUUGCAGUCAUAGCAGAACAUAGGAUAGAUCUCAUAAAGGUGGAUCCGCGGUAUGAAGUGACGCAGGACGUUAGAGCACAGCUCAAGUUUUUAGAAGAAUUGGACAGGGUGGAGCGCAGAAGGCAUGAAGAACAAGAACGAGAACUUCUUCUAAGAGCGGCCAAAAGUCGCGCGAAAACGGAAGAUCCUGAACAAGCCAAGCUCAAAGCAAAAGCUAAAGAGAUGCAAAGAGCGGAGAUGGAAGAGUUAAGACAAAGGGAAGCGAAUUUGACGGCGUUGCAAGCGAUAGGACCGCGAAAGAGGCCAAAGUUGGACGUGACGGGAUCAGCAACGAGUCAAUCGAGCAAUAGUGGUACGAACGCAUCGUCGUCGGGUAUAAACCGUCAAAUGUCGAUGAGGCCGCGACUGAAACGUGUGAAUUUUCGGGACUUGUUGUUUCUCCUUGAACAAGAAAAGGAAACGUGUAGAAGCACAACUUUAUAUAAAUCUUAUCUAAAGUGAUGUUCCAUGAAAGGCAGGAACUAUGAAGUCUUGCUCGAGCUGGCCUCAACAACGGACCUCUGGCGAUUGGAUGCUGCGGAGAUGCUUCUGAACCUCCAGUCAUCCAUCCUCGUUGUCGUCCGCGUACAAUGGAAAUAAAAUUGACUGAAAAAUCGAGAGAGAGAAAAACAUUUUUUUUUUAUAUUAAUAUAAAUAGAUCGAAUCUUUAUUUUUCAAAAAGAAAAAACAAAACAAAACAAUCGAGAUAUUGAAGAGACGAAAGAAGAAGAAGAAGAAGAAGAAGAAGAAAAUUCAAAAAAUCUGCUCGUUUGUGAACAGAAGGCUCCGCGUCCUACGCAUGUGUAUGAGCACAUGAGUCGUCGCCGUCGUCGUCGUCAUCGUCUUCGAUUUCCUCGUUUUCUCUAAAUCCCACUUUUCCUGUCCCUUUUUUCCCCCUAACAUUCCCUCUUUUUUUUUUCUUUCUUUUUUACCGUCGACAUAGUUUAUUUCGUUAAGCGUGAGAAUGACAAUUUUGUAUGUGUGCGAGUCUGUGCGCCGAAUCGUUCAUAUAAGUCGAAAAAUGACAUUUAUACAGUAUGUUGGCGACGUGCGUUGAAAUUUGUCCGAAACGCACUUGAAAAUUUUCUCUUCACCCAAUUCCUAUUUCACAGUUACGAUACUACAUUUUAUUUGCUUGUAUAAAAAUUUCACUAACUCCGGAUGAACGUUCUGACAAUCUCGAAAUUCAGAUUGAAGAAUUGAUAAAAUGGGGGUAACCAUUGCGUUUCAUCCCGCAAACUUCGGCGUCGUCGCUCUCGUGGGUACAUGUGCUCAAAAUUAAAAUUGUGUAUUUGAGAAAAAAUGAAGAGAGACAGAUAGUGAUGCAAAAUAUCGUGAAUAAUUGCGUUUACUGUACAUUUUGUCACAACCUAUGUAUAUGCCUGCUAUAUUAUAAUUGACCUAUACUUUUGGACACUGUAGCGAUAGUGUAAUGUAAUAUAUAUACAUACAUAUAUAUACAUAUUAUAUAUAUAUACACGUAAAAGUACGGAGGGAUGAAAAAGAUGGUUUUUGUUGCUUUAGUCUCGUUUCUUUAUAGUUUCUUCUUCCUUCUUAUUCUUUUCGUGAGAGGAAUAGUGAAAUCGUAUUUUUGCAGAUAAUUAUGAAGUUACGAACGAGUUUAUACACCUUGAGCGCACUGUCCAAAAAGUAUGGAAUAAUUUGUACAAUACAUUAUUACACGUAAUUAAUAAAAAAAGAAAUAAAAGGACAAAAAAAUUUAAAAAAAACAUGAAACAAACAAUACGAAUAAUACUACAAAUCAAGUUACAGAAAUAAUGUAAGAGAAAAGAAACGAAGAUAAAGAAAAUAAUAGGUGAUAAUUUCCAUGUUGGUACAACAGAAUAUAUAGCCACUCGAUUAUUCUCCACCAUAUGAUGGAAUUGUUAUCAGUAUAUUAUGUUGUAAUCUACAUUUUCAGUGUUUAUAAAAAAAUGACGAUAAAAAAACAA
This is a messenger RNA of Venturia canescens, 4712 nucleotides long. Its product is annotated as TBP-associated factor 4. NCBI's taxonomy places the organism in Eukaryota, Metazoa, Arthropoda, Insecta, Hymenoptera, Ichneumonidae. The record is from RefSeq and is a predicted model, not a curated record. Gene Ontology annotation, biological process: transcription initiation at RNA polymerase II promoter; DNA-templated transcription. The transcript is spliced from 10 exons. Gene Ontology annotation, molecular function: protein heterodimerization activity; DNA binding; RNA polymerase II general transcription initiation factor activity. Gene Ontology annotation, cellular component: transcription factor TFIID complex. The coding region runs from base 55 to 3222 and encodes 1055 amino acids.